AUGCGAGUCAUCUGGGCGAUUUUUCUCGGCGCGUGCAGGUUUCUCCUCUCCUCUCUCGUCGCCGUGUCUUCUCUCCCGCAUGCGAAUUUCGUGCCUGGGGCUGAUGACGUGGCGCAGCUAGAGAGAGUGCUGGCGCAAACUGACGUGGCAUCUGUUACGGAGUCGAGCGGACGAGCCGUCAUUUCCAAUGGAAAACUAGCUGAGGGGGAUGGGGUCAAGAAGUAUGUGGGGGAGGCGCAAGUGGGAAAGCUAUCAUUGGAAGAGGCGUCGUCUUUGUUGGCUGCCGAGCCUGUCCAUUCUUCCGAACCUGCCGAACAUGCCGAGCCUGUCGAGGCUGCUCAUCCUGCUGCGCUGAAAGCAUUCUACUGGACGUAUGUGUUCAACUGCUUUGGCGAGCACUCGUGGCGGUUCGCAGGAGCAGCGCUGCUCGCACUGCUGCACCACUCGCUGCUGCCCGUGGCUGUAGCCAGCUUCGUCAGCCAGUUGGUGGUAUUUAUAGGCGCUCCUCUAGUGGGAGAGCUUAUGGACUCCGCUCCUCGGGUGGCUGCCUUCAGCACCAUUUCUGUUGCCCAGACCACAGCCAUGGUAGUGGCAGCUCUAGCCACCAUACACGCCAUUCAACUCGCCGGCCCAGCUGUCGCAGGCGCAGUUGCCACGUCAGCUGCAGCGUCAUCUGCCACGUCAGCCGCCACGUCGGCUGCCACGUCAGCACUGGCUGCUCUCCCAGGCACGGCAGUGCUGCGUCAAGUGUGGUUCGUGGUGCUGGUGGUGGCCGGCGCUGUUGAGAGAUUGACCGGAUUGGCGUCGGGAGUGGCAUUUGAACGAGACUGGGUGAUCGUGGAGGAUCCGACCGAUGGAUUCUACCAACACCUCUGCGAAUCUGCAAAGGACAAGUUGAGACGUUUCAAAACUCUCCUUCUCUCCGUCCCAAACCCAUCAGGUAGCAGCGCCGCUCGUAUUUGGAUGGCUCAUUGUUGCAUUCGGCCCGCUGGUCUGUGCCAGAGCAUGUGCCGCCCUCGUCGCCCUCUCCCUCCCUGCCCUGCUCGCCCUCACCACGCUCACCAACCGUCUCUCCCAAGGAGCUCUCAGCAGACCUCGGCCAAGCACACGCUGCUGCGUGCGUGCAGCACUGGUCGCGAUUGUGGCGCCCCUGCUGCCCCUGCUGCAGCAGCAGCAGAAGCAGCAGCAGCAGCAGCAGCAGGAGAUGGAGCAGCAGCAGCAGCAACAACAACAACAGCUGCAGCAGCAGUGGAGAGGAAAAUGGGGGCUUUGAAGCAAGAGGCAGCGGCUAGGAUAGGAGAAGGGACAGUGGCAGCAGGGAAAGCAGUGAAGAAAGCGUUGGAUGCAGUGGGGAAAGUGGCAGAAGCAGCAGGGAAGGGGUGGCGGUGCUACGUGCAGCAGGCUGUCAUGCCCGCCAGCGCAGCCUACGUGCUGCUCUUUUUCAAUGCCGUGCUCUCGCCUGGGGGGCUCCUGACCUCGUUUUUGUCGCAGCACGGCGUGCAGAUGUCAGUGAUAGGGGCCUUCAGAGGCGCCUGUGCUGCCAUGGGCUUUGCAGCCACCUUCGUUUCGCCACCUCUCGUGGCACGACUGGGUGUGCUACAGGCUGGCAGUGCUGCUCUCGUCUUCCAGGCUCUCCUGCUGGCCCUCGCAGUGGCCAUCUUCUCUUCUCUCUCUCGCUGCCCUCCGGUGCUGCAGCAGGGGCUGAUGCUGCUCUUCCUACUCCUAGUCGUGCUCUCUCGAGUGGGCCACUGGACAUUUGAAAUCGUGGAUUCCCAAAUUAUCCAAACCGCCAUUCCCCCCGCCUCCGCCAAUCUCAUCGGCACCACCGAAAUCGCCCUAGCCAGCCUGGCAGAGCUACUAAUGUUAGGACUCGCCAUAGUCGUUCACGAUCCCAAGCACUUUGGCGCUCUCGCUGCCAUGUCCAUGGCUGCUGUUUUCGCUGCCGCUGGGGUUUACUGCUCCUGGCUGGCUCGGCCCGACCCGAGAAUUGCGAAGCUGUUUCCGAACCAGCCGGAGGUUCGGUGGGGGGAGGUAUUGGGGAGGCUGGGAGGUGGAGGGGGGAGGAAGUGA
Molecule: messenger RNA, 2070 nt
Organism: Closterium sp. Yama58-4
Lineage: Eukaryota; Viridiplantae; Streptophyta; Zygnematophyceae; Desmidiales; Closteriaceae
Source: the annotation of a GenBank genome assembly